Molecule: messenger RNA, 2550 nt
Organism: Rhea pennata
Lineage: Eukaryota; Metazoa; Chordata; Aves; Rheiformes; Rheidae
Gene: SPHK1
Product: sphingosine kinase 1
Exons: 2
Coding region: 206-2035 (609 amino acids)
Biological process (GO): negative regulation of apoptotic process; cellular response to growth factor stimulus; phosphorylation
Cellular component (GO): intracellular membrane-bounded organelle; membrane; cytoplasm
Source: RefSeq, a predicted model, not a curated record
GGCGCCCCGGCGUUCGAUUGCAGCCCGGGCCGAGGCCUUUGCCUUAGCUCGUGCCGGGCGGCCGCGGGCAGGGCGCCGGGAGCGCCCGGGGAGCCGCGUGCGGCGACCCCGUCCGCUGGCGAUCCUGGAAAACCCAGCGCGCCCGGCGGUGGCUCCGGGCACCGCGGCCGUGUCGGGGAGGGCGACGAGCGCGGGGCCGCAGUGGAUGCGCGGUAGCUCGCCGGGCCCAGCGCCGUUAACGAGCGGGGAAGGCUCCCGGGCGGCUCGAGCGGCGCCUUGGCGAGCGACGCGGGGCCGGUGGCGGCGGCGGUCGCGCCAGCGCCGCCCCGGCCGAGUCCUCCCCUUUCCGCUGGGAUUCGCUCAAAACCUUAUCGCCGGCAGCCACGGGGCCCCGAGAGGCGCCGCGGGUCGGGAUGAGCGCGGGGCCGGCGCUGCUCGCGGCGCGUCCGUGACCGCCGGGCCCGGGGGCGGGGGGAGGGAGGGGAUUUGCCUGGAAAAACAACGUUUGUUUGUUCAAAUCCAACGCGGCCAAAACGAGCCUGAGCGGGCGGCUGGGGCGCGGGCGGGCCGCGCUGAGCGAAGCCCUCUCGCCCCCGCGCCAGGCCUCAGCUACGGGCUCCUGCCCCGGCCCUGCCGCGCGCUGGUGCUGCUGAACCCGCUGAGCGGCCCCGGCCUGGCGCUCAAGGACUUCCAGGCGCUGGUGCAGCCCAUGCUGGCCGAGGCCGAUGUGGCGCCCACCGUCUUCGUCACCGGUAAGUGCCCGGAGAGGUCCCGCCGGCCUCCUGCCACCCCUCCCUCCCCUCCCCGGGGACCCGCGCGGCCCCGGCCCGGCCACGCUCGGCUCUCGGCGCUCUCCUCCCCAGAGAGACCCCACCACGCUCACGAGAAGGUGCGGGACGAGGACCUGUCGCAGUGGGACACCUUGGUGGUCAUGUCUGGAGACGGCCUCCUCCACGAGGUGAGCGGGGCACUCGGAUGCCCCCCGGCCACGGCCGGCACCGCGCCGGGGGCCGAGAGGAGGAGAAAAGUGCCGGAGGGGCGAACUGCCCCCCGAGGCGAGCCGAGCCGAGCCGUGCCGCGCCGUGCCGAGCCGAGCCGCGCCAGCUGCCUCCCUGCCUCCCUCGCGCAGGUAGUGAACGGGCUCAUGGAGCGGCAGGACUGGGAGGCCGCCGUGAAGACGCCGCUGUGCAUCCUGCCGGGAGGCUCCGGCAACGCCCUGGCCGCCUCCAUCAACCACUACGCGGGCAACGACCACGCCGGCAAGCGGGAGCUGCUGACCAACUGCGCCUUCAUCCUCUGCAAGGGGCUGCACACGCAGAUGGACCUCGUCUCGCUGAGCACGGCCUCCGGCACGCGCCUCUUCUCCUUCCUCAGCUUCGGCUGGGGCUUCAUCUCCGACGUGGACAUCGCCAGCGAGAAGUACCGCAAGCUGGGCAAUGCCCGCUUCACCCUGGGCACCCUGCAGCACCUGGUGCGGCUGCAGGUGUACCAGGGCCGCCUGUCCUACCUGCCCGCCGACGCCGCCCCCGGCGCCCGCGACGACCCGCCGGCGCCCGUCCCCAACGGCCACGCGGGCCGCAUCCUGCCGCCGGCCGAGACGGGGGCGCCGGGCGCCCGGGCCGAGGCGGCUCUGCCCGAGGACUCGCUCCUGGUGCCGCUGCAGCAGCCGGUGCCCGCGCACUGGACCGUGGUCCCCGAGGAGGAGUUCGUCUUCGUCUACGCCAUCUACCAGUCCCACCUGGGCUCCGACCUGCUCAUGGCGCCGGCGGCGCGGCUCCACGACGGCCGCAUCCACCUCUUCUUCCUGAAGGCCGGCGUGAGCCGCGUGACGAUGCUGAAGCUCUUCCUGGCCAUGGAGAAGGGGACGCACCUGGACCUGAACUGCCCCCACCUGCGCUACGUGCCCGUGCGCGCUUUCCGCCUGGAGCCGCGGGCCAGCGCGGGCGUCAUGACGGUGGACGGCGAGGCGCUGGCCUGCGAGCCCGUGCAGGGCCAGAUCCACGGCCGCCUCUGCCGCGUCCUCUGCGGCUCCUGAGCGCCGCGGGCCCGCCGCAGCCUUCCUCCCACUCAGGAACAUCCUCCUCGUCCUCCUCCUCCUCCCCUAGGAUAGACCUCAGGGGCCGCCGCGGCCGGCCGCUGCGCCGCUCUCUGCACUUUACGGAGACCAGGAUAGCUUUACCCCGUGGGGCGGGAGCCGCGGCCGGGCCAGCGCCGCCCCGGGAACGAGCCGCAGGCCCCCCACCCCGUCAGGUACUCGGUGCCGGCGAGUCUCCGGCACGCUCUGUUUGUUGGUUUUUCUUUUUUGUUGUAUUUUUUUUUUUUUUAAUCCCAGUCAGCGGUACGAUGUCCUGUCCCCCGGCCGGCUGCGCGCGGCCCCGGCGCCCUCCCCAUCUCCGACGCACACGGUGGCACCGGCGGGUCCCCCCGCCGCAGAGCCCGGCUGCUCGCCGGGGAUGCUCAGGACCAACAUCUAUGCCAGGAAAGCAAAUUUUCUUUCUUUCUUUCUUUUCUUCUUUCUUUCUUUCUUUCUUUUUUUUUCUUUUUUUUUUU